AUGCUGCUGCAGGGUUUUUUCGCUAGAAUUCCCUUGUUUUUGUCAUUUCCAACAAUAAUUUUGUCGAGCCAUUUGAUAAUACCAACGCCUCAGGAUAUUUUUUUUGAGAAGGGUAUAAAUUUUAUUCAAUUGGAAGCAUUUGUUCGUUUGAUACUCAUACCACUUUUCGUUAGUACUUCUUUUACGGCAGUCGGCUGCCUUUUCAGCGUUAUAGACGAAACCAUUAAUGAUACAUUAUCUGUGUUGUUUUUUUCAUUCAUUUUAUCUCAGUUAAAUUAUUUGUUAAACCCAAUUCAGUCGACAUGUCUGUCAUUAUUAACAUUAAAAUUGGUACUCGCCAAUCCUGUCACUACAAAUAAUUCAAGUGUGAGGAGAAAUGUCCUCAUGUUCUGCAAGUCUUACGGAGCUCUUCUUUUCCUGGGUUUAAUGAUUAAUAUUGGCAGCGAUUUCUCAACUUGGCUUACACAUAUUCCCUUUUACAUCAUUUCUUUCUUUGCUUUGAGGUACAUACAUCCAAUUCUCAAAUUGUUCAACUCAAGAAAGAGGGGUAAUGCUACACAAACUGACAACAUUGAUACGAAGAAGAAAUCGAAUGUUGAAGGAAAGUUUCAAGUUUUACUACUAGUAGGGCCAGUUGUCUCUUUUUUCCUUUUAUACCUCGUUUCAAGAUUUUAUCAAAUCUAUCAGUUACAAUACUUAAUGGUUUUUGUCUUUUUGGGAUGUGUGACAAUAUUUUUUUUAUCAUUUCAAGAUGUAUCCCAUAUCUAUCUCGAACAAAAUAAGAACGAGCAAGACCUUUCGUAUUCUAUUUAUUUUCCCAAUUAUACUAUUUUUACAGUGGGAAUCGUAACCAUUGCCUUGCAAUAUCUUUCGUUUAAUUCAAUUGCCUCAGACGUUAAAACAGCUUUUUUGACAUUGAUAUUUGUUAUCUUGUCAGAAUACACUUCAAGGUUUUCCGAAUUCGAGUUGAAUAAAUCAAAGUCACAACUGCACGCACAUGAACAUUCACAUUCACAUUCAGCUAUAAUUGACCAUAGUAAUGAUGGUAUAUUCAAACAAAUGGUAACAAAUAAAGAUACGAGGUCAAUUUUUUCUUUUCUUCUAUUGAACACAGCUUUCAUGUUUGUUCAAUUAUUAUAUUCAUUUAGAUCAAAGUCAUUGGGUUUGUUAUCUGAUUCAUUACAUAUGGCUCUAGAUUGUACCUCAUUAUUUUUGGGUCUCGCUGCUGACAUUCUUUCUAAGAGGCCAUCAUACGAUAAGUUUCCUUUUGGUCUCAAUUAUUUGGAAACUUUAGCCGGUUUCACAAACGGUGUCGUCCUAUUAGGUAUUGUCUGUGGUAUUUUCGUAGAAGCUAUUGGAAGAAUUUUCAAUCCCGUUCAUAUUGAAGGUACUAAUGAACUGUUAGUUGUCGCAAUAUUAGGGCUAUUGGUCAACCUCGUUGGUUUAUUUGCGUUUGACCAUUCUGAUGAUUCAAGCUCUUUACCUGUCAAUACUCAAAAUGAUAACAUGAGGGGUAUCUUUCUACAUAUCUUAGCUGAUACUUUGGGUUCGGUUGGGGUUAUCUUCUCAACAAUCUUGAUAAAAUUUACUCAUUGGCACAUAUGUGAUCCACUGGCCUCUAUUUUUAUCGCCUUAUUGAUUUUAUUGAGUUCGAUACCGCUUAUAAAAUCUACAGCAUCAAGUAUUUUACUAAGAUUAGACGAUAAGAAACAUAAUCUGGUCAAAAAUGCGUUGAAUCAAAUCUCUAAAACGCCCGGUAUAACUGGCUAUACGACGCCGAGAUUUUGGCCAAUAGACCCUAAUCCUUCAAGUCACUCACAUAGUCACGCACAUACGCACUCUCAUGCUCACUCACAUACCCAUGAAGAAAAAGGAGAGGAAGAGGGAGAAUGUCACAGUGAUCAUCAUGAUGAUCAUGAUACAAAUAAAAAAACUACAGUACUAAUGGGUUAUAUCCACAUACAGUACCAUGAGGGAGAAAAUUCUACUAUCAUAAAGAAGAGAGUAGAAAAAAUUUUCCAAAACUUUAAUAUUCAGGCAUGGAUCCAAGUGGAAUCACAAAACUCACAAUGUUGGUGCAGGGCAACCUCUAUGAGCAAUCAAGUCGUCAUACAAUCUGUGACUAAAAAUACGUAA
Molecule: messenger RNA, 2136 nt
Organism: Kazachstania africana CBS 2517
Lineage: Eukaryota; Fungi; Ascomycota; Saccharomycetes; Saccharomycetales; Saccharomycetaceae
Gene: MSC2
Product: metal cation transporter MSC2
Exons: 1
Coding region: 1-2136 (711 amino acids)
Biological process (GO): zinc ion transport; intracellular zinc ion homeostasis; transmembrane transport
Cellular component (GO): membrane; Golgi apparatus
Molecular function (GO): zinc ion transmembrane transporter activity
Source: RefSeq, a predicted model, not a curated record